AUGCCCUCACGCCAAAUCCUCGCCACCCUAUUUGGGUCCCUGGGCAAUUCCCGCUGGUCCCUCACCCGUGUCCUUCGCAGCGACAACCCCCUCGACUUCAAUGGCGAAUUGCGGGGCACUGCCACCUUCUCCGCCCUCCCCUCCGACCGCGACUGGCUCUACAGCGAAGAAGGCGAGAUCCCCAGCUCCAUCGGCGGCGCCGCAGCCGUAGCCGGACUUCGCUGGACGAAAAAAUAUAUAUGGCGAACAAACGAGUCCGGCCGGAUCAGUGUGUGGUUCGUCAAGGUCGCCCCGGGCCCCGACGAAGCCGAUUACCUUUUCCACAACUUUGAUUUCAACGAGACAACUCUCUCCGGAGGAAAACAAGCGCCAUCUACUGCCGAAUCCAACCCUGAGUUCGUUAAGCCGCCAACCCCUCCGACCACCGAGGGAUCCGACGCAACGUCCGUCCUCGAGGCGCAAGGAAAUCACCUCUGCAUCAAUGAUAUGUACCGCACAGCCUACUCCUUUCGCAUUCGUCCCGAGACCGGCGAGGUCCUGAGCUGGGCAAGCCGACACGUCGUCAAGGGUCCAAAGAAAGACCAGGAUAUUGUCAAUUGCUACCAACGAUUGGAAUGA
Penicillium cosmopolitanum is the source of this 618-nucleotide messenger RNA. RefSeq lists its product as uncharacterized. NCBI's taxonomy places the organism in Eukaryota, Fungi, Ascomycota, Eurotiomycetes, Eurotiales, Aspergillaceae. The record is from RefSeq and is a predicted model, not a curated record. The transcript has a single exon. Bases 1 to 618 code for a protein of 205 amino acids.